AUGUACAACUCAGGAAUAUUCCAUUAUGCACAUUUUUGUGGCUAUCAUGGCUACGUAGAAGAAAAUUUACGGAAGAGCUAUGACAUCAGUGCUUCUCGCAGGCCCGUUUCUGAUGACGGCAAGAGCGGCAGCACGGUCCUCGCUUCGCUGCUGGCGCCGCUGCUGCUCCCCGCCCACAUUUCCCAGCGGAGCUGCCCCCGGGGCGGGGGCGCCUCGGGCCGUGGCUCUGCUCGGGGCGGGCGGUGCCGCAGCGCCCGGGGAUGCGGCGGGAGGCGGCCCCUGCGCCCCAACUCGCCACCCCACUAUGAUGCGCGCAGCGGUUCGGGGGCGGGAUCGCGCCGCUCCCCUCCGAAGCUGCAGUCUCGGCUCGGCCCCGCCACCCGCCUCCUUGCCCUUCUGUCAAAGCCGGACGCCCACAUGGCAGCGGUGAAGCUGCUGGCUGCAGGGCCGGCGGGGAUUGCGGCGUCUCCCUGCAGUGGCUGCUUUGGUACCGGGGGACAGAGCCCGACAGGGGCAGCGUCCGCGAGGGGCGGCGGCUGCGCCCCAUGCGGAGUCCGUCCGUCCGUCCGUCCGUCCGUCCAUCCAUCCAUCCAUCCAUACCUGCGUGGGCGGUGGCUCGUGUGUGCGUGUGUGUCAGUGACUGACAGCGCUGCGCGCACAGCGCGGGGGCAGCUGCCCUCACGCAACCAGCCGGGGACCAUGCCAGCACGCCCCGGCUGCGGCAGCCACUUCUCCGUCCCCCGGAGCCCUCCCCUGCGGGGGCGACCUCAGCGGCCACGCUGCUCCUCCUCCUCCCUCCUAGCGGUUCAAACUUCUCUGAUGUCCACGUGCAACAUAUCCAUGCUUCCAGGGACACAGAACACAGGACGUUGUAACUACAGCAAUAGACUCAACUGCAAAAGAUCUCUAUCAGGCAUCACAGAGAAUUUGAGGCAGCUGGCAGUUAUCAGCUGAAGCAGGUAGUCAGUAGAAGUGUAGAAGAUAAAUAGAUAAUAGAAAAGCAAUCUGGAAACCUGGGAGAGAUAAUAAACCUCUCUUCUAGAGGGGAGGUAACAAAUCAGGUAGGUCACUGAUGAACUGAACUCCCAGAUCAGUGCUGUGUCUAAUACUGCUGAAAAUACAGUAGUAGUUCAUGCCUGUCAGCUCUGAAGUAGUACUCAAGAUGUUGUUGAAAAUGCAGUUUGACAUAUUCAGUUAUAGAAAUCAGUAUUGCGGUGAAGUGAAAAAGGAUCACACUGUUGAAAGCUGACCAAAAUCCCAGGGACACCAUGACCCUCUAUGAAAUUACAGUUGCCAGAAUAGAAAACUAGUUCCACCUCCUUCUUCUCCUGCCUUCUGCUGUGUCUAUACUGCCAGUGCAACCAUUACAUAAUAUUCCUGUCAUACUGCUCAUGAUCAUCUGUGGGCCUUGUGAUUUCUUUUUUGUGUGAUUUCUACUUGUCUUGAAAUAACUGAACCAUUCUGUUUUCACUACCACAAGCACAGAGAAGAGAGGGAAAGGCCCAUGUCUAUGAGUAAAAGAAUGUGUUGUUCUUAGUAACUGUAUAUUAAAACAGUCCUACAAAACAUCUUUCUCUUCGUGUCACUCUUAUAAUUCUCAAAUUCCUAUCUGUGGAAAGUGUGAAAUCUUGCAUGAACAUGCAAGGAAACAGAUACCAUUUGAUAACACUUCUCGCUGUUUUCUGAGAUGUUGUAGGACUAUAUUGGUGGUAGGGAGAUAGCAUCAGGAGAUAUUUCUGUGAGAGUGAAUACAGAAAAUAAGUCUGUCAGUGGCAUCUUUCAACUAAAGAAGUGAUAGAGUUCCUCCACUGACAUCUGUCUUUAUUUUGUUAACCCACUCAGGUGGACCAUACUAAUGUCAGUGAAAUAUGAAUUCUUGUGGAGUUGAAUGACAAAAGGAAAAAAAAAACAAAACCACAACAAACAAACAAACAAACAAAACUUCUGCUCAAUUUGCUUUGAAACAUGCUUUAAAGAAAUCUGUCUGUACCACAGAAGUUAUAAAUCAUUCCGUGUAUUUACACUGAAAGAGCAUAAACCGAGACAUAUACAUGAAAUAUUUUGAGAGUAUUAGAUACCCCUAUUAAAGAAAGUCCUAACCAGGAAAGCAACAUAUCAUAUUCAAAGAAUCACAGAGUGGUUGGGGUUGGAAGGAGCCUCUGGAGAUCAUCUAGUCCAACCCAUCUGCUAAACCAGGUUCACUUAGAGCAGAUUGUACAGGAAUGUGUCCAGGCCGGCUUUGAAUGUCUCUAGAGAAGGAGACCCCACAACCUCUCUGGGCAGCCUGUUCCAGCACUCUGGCACACUCAAAGUAAAGAAGUUUCUCUUAAUAUCCAGAUGGAAUCUCCUGUCCUUCAGUCUGUGCCUGUUGCCCCUCAUCCUAUUGUUGAGCACUACUGAAAAGAGUCUGGUCCCAUCCUCUUGACAACCACCCUUAAGAAAUUUAUAAACAUAAAUAAGAUUCCCUCUCAGCCUUCUCUAACACAAAGCCCAUCAACAAAAUUUAGAUGUGUCCAUGUUGCUGGUUGCAUAAAUAAUGUGUGUGCUUUGAACAGUUCUCUCUAAUUCUUAAAAUGUAACAGAUGUACAUUUUUAUUUUCUAAGUAUUGUUUUAAUAAUUGUUUUACUAUGCCACUGCACAUGAAUUAAUUGUGUGCCUCUAAAUUCUGCCUCUAAGUAGUGAUUGCUCAGGGUGUUUUCCCUUUCACAUCUCAUUCUAUGAUUGCUAAAAUAAGAAAAGGCCAAAAUUUCAAAGCUUCUAUACAUUAGAAGUUUAAAAUGACCUUAUGCUAUUUUGAGGUCUGAUUUGUCUUUUCAUUGUGCCAGUAUAAUCCUAGUGAUAGAUUCUCAUGUCUCCCUUGAAUGUUUUGGUCUUUUUCUACACUGUGAUUCAGAUUCAACAGGGAAAGUGGCAAAUAAAUAGUUAACUCAGUUCAAGCUACAUACCUGUCUGAGACUCAGGUACUUCCAUAAGAGGUGUAAACAGAGUGAGAUCUUAGCAUCUCUUUGUGGUCAAGUUCCCUAAUUGUGUAUAAAAGGAGUCAUCUUUCAUUAUCUGGUUGUGCUCAAAAGUAAAUUCAGUGCUCUGAAUCUCAGGGAAUGAAGGUAUUUCUUCUAUGUAGGUAUAAGAGUUAGGUAACUGUUAGACAAACAUCAUGGUUGAGCUCUUCCAAAGAUACUUACUUGCUGUACUGCCAGUGGAAAGGAAAAGGCUUCCUCCUUAAUGUUUCUGAAUUUCCUGAUGGAGGCACUUAACCCACUGACUGUAUGAGAGGUGGAAUACCUAAGGGAAUAAAUAUGAAUCAUGCUGCCAGGCUGUUGUUGGAGCACUGGCAGCUAUAAUAGUCUGAAUACAGCCCUCAAGCGUAGAUAGUUUUGCAGGAACCUUAAGCAUCAAUGAGCAUACUCCAAUGGGAUCACAUGCUUCACUCAAGAUAACAUGAAAACCUAACUCCUGAGUUGGCCUAUGGAAUAUCAUUAACAUCUUGAAUAUUGUGAGCAUAUUGAAUGCACAAUUCAUCUUUGGUAGUUUCAUUUGUUAUUCAUUGGGUUGAAAGUACAAGACUGUACCAAAAUCAUAUGUGGAGCGCUUUUACUUCUUGCCUUUAUAUCUUCUUGUUAGAAUCAUGGUUUUUUUUGGAACUCUACUCUGGGAUAGCCACAUUUUCCCUAAAUGGGUAAAACAUAACAAAUAGAAGUGUGUUUUGAUUAAUAGUGCUUUGCAUGCUUCAAAACAAUAAAAAUCCUUGGUAUAUCAUGUAUUUACUUUCUUUACUGAUGAGAUCAAAAAUGUACCUUUGCAAUUCAAAAGAAUUAUAAAAGAAUUCAGAUGUAGUAAUAUGUUUAAUUUUUUCAGAUGUAGUGACAUGUUUAAGUUUUGCGGGCUACAUACUCGACAGGCCCCUCUCUCUACACACAAAUCAACGCUGGGAGAUUUUUGCAGAGAAAACCACACUAAUGUGUGUGGUUCUACAGACAUGAGGAAGCAGAAUUCAACUGUCUUUUUGAGGAAGGCCUUGAACUGCUAAUCCAAAUGCUGUUUUGCUGUUUUCCCCAACAGAUUUGUAGUAUGGCAACUAUGUGUUUGCAGAUGUGCUCUUACUUAUUUUUGGUGACUCUCUUAUUCUGUUUACAAUUAGACCUGCUGGAGCUUCUGAUGGUGUCCUGGGAUCACACUGUUCUGUUUUGACCAUUCCAAAAAAUCAGGAGUAAAAAUUUCUUUCUUCGUGUUUCCAUUUUAUUGUCAGUCAUUGUCUCAUUGCCAGUGAUGUCUUUGGAUAAACAAGCAUGAUAUCUUGUACUGAAAUAUCCACUUCUUACCAAAUGGUUUGAAUUAUGCAGCAGUUUAUUGUGGUCCAGGGUGAGACUUCAGUGGCAAUUAGGACACCUUAGACAUCUAUAUGGAAGUGCUCAUGUGUAAGCUAUAUGUGUAAACUCCUGUUCUAAACAGAGUCAAUGCAAUCUAUGGAGCCUACUCCAUGCCUUUUCAGCUGACAAACUACUUUGCAUAUGUUUCAGAGUGAGCCGGGUUGUUCUCUAAGCUCCAUCUGAGCACAGAGAAAAAAUAUGGCAUAAUGUAAAAUGUACUGUCAGUUUCUGUGUCUCACUGUUCCCUAAAGGAUGCAGCUUCCAGAAACUGUAAAAAUAUUCUACUGUAAUCAUUAAAUUUCUGACAAAAAUAUUAAAAAUAACUUUCAUGAGUUUCUUGCAAAAAUAAGUUAGGAUUCCAUGAAAUUAUCAAAUUGUCUCCUGUCAUUUGCUGUGAUUUGUGCACAUCAUACACCUGUAUACUCUAAACAUAUAACAUGCAUUUGGCCAAGUAAAAACAGUCCUGGGUGGUCUUUGUGUGCCUAUAUCCAUCGAUGUAAUGAUGUCAGUUCCUGAAUCUCUCAGGCUUAUUCCAUACAUUUAAGAUCUGAACAGGAUUAUUUGAGUUGGCAGGCUGUAAUAAUGGGAGACUGCAUUUGUUGAUGCAGAAGGUUACUCUGAAUUCAGUGUCUGUGUGCCUUACACGUUCCGUGUGAAUAAAAUACUUUGCUGUAAA
Molecule: messenger RNA, 5044 nt
Organism: Columba livia (rock pigeon)
Lineage: Eukaryota; Metazoa; Chordata; Aves; Columbiformes; Columbidae
Exons: 4
Coding region: 1-954 (317 amino acids)
Source: RefSeq, a predicted model, not a curated record